CAGGACGUGUUCCGCACCUGCAGUAUCCGCACCCAAUGCAAGAGUAACAGCGGGGCCGAGCCGACCUUAGUGGGUUGUGUUGCUCUGUACCACAAAAGGCACAUGGUGAUGCAAGGCACCGGGCAGCAGCUGAUCUAACAGACGAUCCCCCGGGAUCUGGCUAUUGGAGGAAGAAAUCUCCCUCAAACAACGGGUGACGUCGGCACGAGAUCGCCCUUCGAUCUCGUCACCUGGGUUUCCCCCCGCAGCUGGCUAAGAGAGAUUUAAAGGUGGUAUAGUCCCCGAGCCCAAAAAGCUCCUUCCCGCUGCACGCUGUCGAUCCCCCGCAUUUCGGCACCUCCUACCAUGGCGCCAUCACGGUUUCUUGCCUUCGCGGUGGUGUUCAUUGCCACGGUUGCUGGACAGGCGCCGACGUUUGCUGCGGCGCCGGCUGGCACGCCGCUUAGGAGGCCGACCGACUUCAAUGCUGUGGCCGUUGAUGCGACGCCGGCGAAAGCGGGUGGAGUGCUGCCUGAAUCGUUUGUUUCGUUCUCGAUUGAGCUUGCCUUCUUUCCGGAUUUCGCGGGCAAUCUGUCUAAUCCGAAUACGUUCUCGAACACGCUGCUCGACAACAUCAAGGAGUCUUCUGGGACGAAGCCGUAUAUUCGGGUUGGAGGGAAUACUCAGUACGUACGCGCAGUUGAGCUUUAUAGAGUCGUCUCCUUUCCGUGCAUAAAGAAGACUGCUAAUUUGCAUUAUCCGACAAUCCUGUCAAUCGGACCGUUGUUCUUUGAAUCCUACCUGACAUGGCCAGACACUAAAUUCAUCCACGGCUUCAACCUCGGAAAGAACAGCACCGCAGCACGUGAAAGCCUCAUUGCCAGUGUCCCUCUAGCCUGCAAAGCAUUGAGUGAGGGGAAGCUGCUCUACUGGGAACUGGGCAACGAGCCUGAUCUGUACAAGACUUCUGCUCAGGGCCCGGUACGACCUUCGAACUGGACGGAGGCCGAUUAUGUCUCGGAGUGGAACUCAGUUGUAGGAGACAUCCGCGCCGCCAUGAUGGAUUCAGACCCGGACUUCGCCACCUCUAGCCAGUUCAAAUGGAUCGCCCCCUCAUUCGGAGGCGUAGGCAACAGCCUCAAAGCCGUACCCACCUGGCUCGACGGCCUCAACGCCAACGCCAACAUCGCUCUCUUCUCCUCCCACAACUACAUCGCCGGCGCCACCCAACCCGGCGUAACCCUCCAACACACGCUCCUAAACCACACCGCCACGACUACUAGCCUCCUCCAACACACCCUCGAGCACCGCAACCUCACCGCCCACGCCAUGCCCCUUCCCUACAUCCUCGGCGAAGCAAACUCCCUCUACAACCAAGGCCGCGCCGGCCUCUCCAACACCUUCGGCGCCGCGCUGUGGGGCGUCGACUUCGCCCUCGCCGCCGCCACGACAGGCAUCGCCCGCGUGCACUUCCACCUGGGGACCGACUACCGCUACGCCGCGUGGCAGCCCGUCACCACCCCCGCGACGGCGAUGGGCACGAAGCCGCCGUACUACGCGAACAUCGCCGUCGCGGCCGCGCUGGGGGAUCUUACCGGGGCGAGGGUGCGGGUCGCGAGCGUGCCGCUGGCCGACGACGCGGUCACGGCGGCGGCGUAUGCGGUGUACGACGGCGGGAGGCUGGCGCGGGUGAUGGUGGUGGACUUGCAUGGGUGGAACUGCACGGCGGGGGAGGAGGAGAAAGAGGAGCGGCCGCGGACCGCGUUUGACUUGGCGCUCCCGGAGGCGUGUCGGGGCGUGGGCGUGGUGCAGCGGUUGCUGGCGGGUGGGAGCGAUGCGGUCGAGGGGGUGACGUUUAAUGGGCGGAACUAUGACUAUGAGCGGGAUCGGGGGAGGCCGGUGGUUGUUGGGGGGGAGGAUGAGAUGGUGUGGGUGGGCGAGGUUGGGGGGUGA
Messenger RNA from Mytilinidion resinicola, 1932 nucleotides. RefSeq lists its product as uncharacterized. The transcript is spliced from 3 exons. NCBI's taxonomy places the organism in Eukaryota, Fungi, Ascomycota, Dothideomycetes, Mytilinidiales, Mytilinidiaceae. The record is from RefSeq and is a predicted model, not a curated record. Bases 346 to 1932 code for a protein of 528 amino acids.